AUGGCCAAGCGUUCCUUUGAGAUUCAGCUGCAGCAGCUGAACGACAAGAAGGAGCUGGAACAGCGCCGAGAGAAACGCAAAGAAGCAGAGGCCAAUCGGCAGGCCGCUGUGGAAGCUGGAGAUGCCGAGCAGAUUCUCAAAAGUACCAAGGCCACUGUGAAGGUGACCAAAGAGCAAAACGAGGAGACGAAGAAGCUUCUCCGGUUGAUGGGUGUGCCAGUUGUGGAUGCUCCCAGCGAGGCCGAAGCGACUUGUGCAGCGCUUUGCCGUGAUGGAAAGGUCUUUGCAGCAGCGACAGAGGAUGCGGAUUGUCUCACUUUUGGCACCAAGAUCCUCAUUAGGAAUUUGAUGGCUGCAGAAUCGCAGAAGAAGACCAUCCUGGAGGUUAACUUGGAGCUCGCUUUGCAGCAGCUCAAUAUCUCUAUGGACCAGUUCAUCGAUUUCUGCAUCCUCUGUGGUUGUGACUACUGCGACACACUGAAGGGUGUAGGUCCGAGCACUGCCAUCAAACUACUGGUGCAGCAUGGCACCUUGGAGAAGGCGGCUCGGGCACAGAGUUCGAAGUUGUGCUAUGAAGACUCAAAGAUUAAGCUAUAUAAUGCCUUCUCCACUCUAUGA
Molecule: messenger RNA, 618 nt
Organism: Durusdinium trenchii
Lineage: Eukaryota; Dinophyceae; Suessiales; Symbiodiniaceae
Source: the annotation of a GenBank genome assembly